Rhododendron vialii is the source of this 2230-nucleotide messenger RNA. RefSeq names its product vacuolar fusion protein MON1 homolog. The coding region runs from base 117 to 2015 and encodes 632 amino acids. The record is from RefSeq and is a predicted model, not a curated record. Gene Ontology annotation, biological process: vesicle-mediated transport; protein targeting to vacuole. Lineage: Eukaryota; Viridiplantae; Streptophyta; Magnoliopsida; Ericales; Ericaceae. The transcript is spliced from 15 exons.
AAAGCCACGCCCGACGCCAAAAAUCCACGCACAACAGCGACACGUACUUCGCUCCAGCUACCGGCAAUACCAGCUCUUCGCAUCAUGCAACAAUUUCCAGACGAAGAACGACCGCAAUGGGAUCCAAUUCGGACUCCUCAACGUCCUCCGACGAUUCCACGUCCCAAAACCCUAAUCCAAACCCUAACCCUAAUUCCGCUUCAAUUGACCAGUCCCUCGACGCCAUCGAAGACCAAUUAACCUCCAUUUCACUCGCUCAUCCUAACGACACCGUAUCCGACGCCGCCGCCUCCUCCUCUUCCGGCGAAGAAGUGUUCAAGGAUGCCCCCAAUGGUUCCAUACUGGAAGAAGAAAAUCAUAAGGAGAGAAGCGAAGGUGAAAUAGUAGAAGAGGAGGUGGUUGGAGAUGAGGAGGAGGUUAGGGAGGGGUCGUUGGUGUGGAGGAGGGUGAAUUCGGAGGUGGACGUGGACCGGCCGUCAAGCCCGAGCAGCAGCGGGUAUGCCGGUGAGAGGGGGAGCAGCAGUGGUGGUGCCAGUAGUGGUUCUGGAAUCGAGGAAAUCGGUGAGGAUCGAAUUUGUGAUGAGGCUGGGAAUGGGAGGGGUGAGUUUUUCGAUGGAGCUUCGGAUUCUCAAGCGCCGCCGUGGGUCCCGGGAAAGCGGCACGUCGAUGAAGAUGAUGCUUCUGUUUCAUGGAGGAAAAGGAAGAAGCACUUCUUUAUUUUGAGUCACUCCGGGAAACCGAUAUAUUCUAGAUAUGGAGAUGAACAUAAGUUAGCAGGGUUUUCAGCAACGUUGCAAGCAAUCAUUUCCUUUGUGGAGAAUGGGGGAGAUCGUGUCAAAUUGGUAAGGGCAGGCAAACACCAGGUUGUUUUUCUUGUGAAAGGACCAAUCUACUUGGUUUGUAUAAGCUGUACAGAGGAGCCUUACGAGUCAUUAAUGGUGCAGUUGGAGCUUAUUUAUGGCCAGAUGAUACUUAUUCUCACGAAGUCUGUGAAUAGAUGUUUUGAGAAGAAUCCAAAGUUUGAUAUGACACCUUUGCUUGGAGGAACUGAUGUUGUCUUCUCUUCUCUCAUCCAUUCUUUCAGUUGGAACCCGGCCACUUUUCUUCAUGCAUACACCUGUCUUCCCCUUGCUUAUGCAACAAGGCAAGCCGCAGGUGCCAUAUUGCAAGACGUAGCUGACUCAGGUGUCCUCUUUGCGAUAUUAAUGUGCAAACAUAAGGUAGUCAGUCUUGUUGGUGCACAAAAAGCAUCUCUUCAUCCUGAUGAUAUGCUUCUACUUUCCAAUUUUGUUACUUCAUCUGAAUCAUUUAGGACAUCUGAAUCUUUCUCACCAAUUUGCCUGCCAAGAUAUAAUCCCAUGGCAUUUUUGUAUGCUUACGUCCAUUAUCUUGAUGUGGACACCUACUUAAUGUUGCUUACUACCAGUUCAGAUGCCUUUUAUCAUCUUAAAGAUUGCAGGAUUCGUAUCGAAAUGGUUCUUCUGAAGUCAAAUGUUCUCACUGAAGUUCAGAAAUCCAUGGUAGAUGGUGGCAUGCGCGUUGAGGAUUUACCCGUUGAUCCAUCUCCUCGUUCUGGAUUUUCAUCACCUCAUUUAAGUCAGUCCACACUUGCGACAGGCUCGCCGGAUAGAUACCGAGAAGCAUUUGUUGGUAUUGGUGGCCCUGCUGGACUUUGGCAUUUCAUAUACCGUAGUAUUUUCCUGGACCAGUAUGUUUCUUCCGAGUUCGCAUCACCAAUCAACAGUUUGCGACAGCAAAAAAGAUUGUAUAGAGCUUACGAAAAGCUAUAUGCUUCCAUGCAUGAUAAAGGAGUCGGACCCCACAAAACUCAGUUCAGAAGAGAUGAGAACUAUGUUUUACUUUGCUGGGUCACCCAGGACUUUGAACUGUAUGCAGCAUUUGAUCCCCUUGCAGACAAGGGUUUGGCAAUAAAGACUUGCAACAGGGUGUGUCAAUGGGUGAAAGAUGUGGAAAAUGAAAUUUUCUUGUUGGGAGCUAGCCCCUUUUCAUGGUGAUUCUCCUCAAAAUACCUUGUACCACAGGUUGUAUCCUACAUAUUUUUUUCUUUUCUUCCUCUACAAAAUCCUGCCUAUAUUUUUUUUGACCUGAAUUGUAUUCUCCAUAGCAGUUGUUUGACCUUCUUAGAUGGCAGUCUUAUGCCCGGUUGAAAAUUAUUCAUUUUUGUUCAAACCAAUGUAUGAAGGUAUGCAUUCUCUUGGUACUUUUGUCA